AUACACGCGGCCAGACAAGAGAGAGAGAGAGAGGGAGACGCGUAGAGGUGAGAGGUCGCCGGCCGAAGCCAUCACCAUCGCUCGCCACUAUCACGGCGCUGACCAGACGGGAGGUCUCCUGCGUCGCCAUCGCCGCAAAGCAUCAAACCACCGCCGAUCGUUACCCCAGCACCACCGAUCGAUGGUGCAGAUCGGAAAAAAAGGAGGUCGAUCAGCCAAGAAACCCACCGCAUCACCCGAGACGCGCCGCCAUCGCUCUUCCGGAGCGCCGCUCGCAAAAAGCGUACAGGUUUGUAAAGAAAACAUUACCUCAGUGUUUCGGCCUUCAAGUUCUGCAGAUAUCCUUCCCUAAGACGAAUAAUGGAGCCAAGAUGAAUAAUGGAGAGCCAUUUUCAGGUUAUAUCAAAUGGAUGGCAAAGUCUAAGCAGUGAAUAACAAACAUGCAGAGGGUUAAUGCAAGGUGUGGAUUGUUUAUGGAUAAUUUAGUACUCCGUAUUUUCGUUUUGGGGUCAAAUUGUCAUUUUGGUAACAUAGGCAUUUAAAAAUAAUAUUCCAGCCUGCGUCGGUCCAGAUAAUCGAUUGGCCGGUUGGCCCGUUACUGAGAAGAACCAAAUUAGGGUCAGAAAAUGAGGAGAGGUAAGAACACGAUAGAUCCAGUAAAAUUUAUGUGCGUACUUGUCUCUAUUGUUUUCACCUUCAUUCUAUUCAUUUCAAUCCUCAAAAUCCAUGAACUUCCAUUGAAGAAGGACAAUGCAAUCCUUUCAUGGGGCGGUAAGAAAAUCAAGUCGACUUCCAAAGAUGCGAAAGUGGGGAAGUUCGGUGGAAUGGUGAUUGAGAUGUUACCUGAAGAUCUGGGGUUCACUUUAUUUCUACCGUCGGAGGAAGCGUUUGAGCGUGAUUUGGGACUGCGGUUAAACGAAAGCUUGGCGGAGGAGAAGGUGGAUGAUACUCAUGCAGUACUUACUCGCGUGCUGGGGUUUUCCGCCUUGCCGAGGAUCAUUCAUUUGGAGAAUGUGGUUUCUGGGGAGGAGAUUAGAUAUGAUUCAUUGUCUGGUUUCACUUUGUUGAUUGUGAAGGAUUCGAAGGGUUCAUUGGUGGUCAAUGGAGUCCGAUCGGAAAUGGUGGAUUUAAGGAGAGGGAAGAUUGUUGUUCAUGUUAUGAAUGGUGUGUUAAUGGAUGCCGAGUUUGAACAGUCUGUUCGUCCAGAUUAUAGUGGAGGAGAUUGAUCUUAGUGUAGCUUCUAAUGCACUGAAAUUUGUUAAAACUCCUUGAAAUUGUAGCUUGUAAUGCAAAAUGUACAAUUGAAACUAAAUAUUUUCCAGGCUUGUUUAUAUUGAAUGAUAUGAUAGAUUAUAGUUCUUGUGUA
This is a messenger RNA of Ipomoea nil (Japanese morning glory), 1366 nucleotides long. RefSeq lists its product as uncharacterized. Bases 627 to 1226 code for a protein of 199 amino acids. NCBI's taxonomy places the organism in Eukaryota, Viridiplantae, Streptophyta, Magnoliopsida, Solanales, Convolvulaceae. The record is from RefSeq and is a predicted model, not a curated record. The transcript has 2 exons.